UUACUAUGUGAUGUCUAUGAUUAUAAAUGGACUGCGUUAAGACUCCCGGGAAAUCGAUGGUUGUAUGCCGAUAAUGGGUUUAUUCGAUAAGCUUGCUAAUAUUUUAGGAAUUAAAAGAAAGGAAGCCGAUAUAUUAGUUGUUGGAUUAGAUAACAGCGGCAAAACAACGAUCAUUAAUCAUUUUAAACCGGAUGAACAGAAGAGCGUGGAUAUUGUUCCAACCAUUGGAUUUAAUAUCGAGAAAUUCAGAGUUAAGAAUUUGACAUUUACAGCAUUUGACAUGUCGGGACAAGGAAGAUACAGAAAUCUAUGGGAGCAUUAUUAUCAAAAUGCUCAAGGAAUCGUAUUCGUUGUAGAUAGUGCCGACAGUUUGAGAAUGGUUGUUGCCAAAGACGAGCUGGAGAUGAUGUUGCAGCAUAAAGACAUAAAAGACCGUCCCAUACCUGUUUUAUUCUUUGCAAAUAAAAUGGAUCUAAGGGAGUCCAUGUCCAGUGUCAAAGUCAGUCAGGCACUAGGUCUAGAUAAUGUCAAGAACAAGCCGUGGCACAUUUGUUCCAGUAAUGCCAUAACCGGAGAAGGAUUACAGGAGGGAGUGGAAUGGUUGACUGAUCAACUGCGUUACAUGGUGCAGAAUAAACGGUUUUGAUAGGCAAUCAACACUCUGCUAUAUUGACUGAAUGAAUGCAAAGAAUAUUCCGUCCACACCUGCAAAUACUUUGUAUCAUAUUUAUCGACAAUGAGUUUUAAAUACUAUGUUUGUUAUAAAGAACACAUUUUUAAUUUUGUAAGAGUAAUUAAUUGCAUGUUCACAGUUGGAUUAUUUAUUACUAUUAAGAUUUGCACUUUGUAAUAAUUUUGUAAAUAAAUAUUCUUUUAGAA
Molecule: messenger RNA, 879 nt
Organism: Centruroides sculpturatus (bark scorpion)
Lineage: Eukaryota; Metazoa; Arthropoda; Arachnida; Scorpiones; Buthidae
Product: ADP-ribosylation factor-like protein 6
Exons: 1
Coding region: 65-646 (193 amino acids)
Biological process (GO): protein localization to cilium; vesicle-mediated transport; intracellular protein transport
Cellular component (GO): axoneme; cytoplasm
Molecular function (GO): GTP binding; GTPase activity
Source: RefSeq, a predicted model, not a curated record